This is a messenger RNA of Brugia malayi, 465 nucleotides long. RefSeq lists its product as uncharacterized. The transcript is spliced from 4 exons. Lineage: Eukaryota; Metazoa; Nematoda; Chromadorea; Rhabditida; Onchocercidae. The coding region runs from base 1 to 465 and encodes 154 amino acids. The record is from RefSeq and is a predicted model, not a curated record.
AUGGGCGAUUAUAGUUAUGGUUUGUCCCGGGCGCAAUCUAAUACACUCCUUCACUCACAUCGUCCCAGAAUACUAGUAACUCGAACAAAAUCAGUACCGGAUCUUGUGAAUUAUGUAAGAAGAAGCAGUAAAUACAAGCCUCAAUGGGGCUAUAGAUUCUGGCCUGAUUAUGAUUUGUACGAUGACUUUUGGCAUGAUCGUUACAGUGGAUUCAGACCACUUUACAGAAGUUCAUACUAUCCACGGCGUUAUUAUCAUCCAGAUAUAAUGCCAAAUCCGCAUUACUGGAGUGGACCAUAUACCACAUGGGCAAAACAUAGAGGAUUUUGGUACGAUUACAACUCACCAUUCUACUACCGAAGGUACUUCACUUAUUAUGACGACUAUCCACGCUAUAUUUAUAUUCCGUUUCGCACUAGAAAUUAUACACCAGAAAUUACUACACUCUACGGUCAUUACUGCUGA